AUGAACUUCUUCAAAGCAUUCUUAUGUUUUCUACUUAUGGCCGCCAUAAUAGGCACAGUCCUCACACAAGAUCUUUCUUGCGCUGGAAAUGUGGGACUGAAUAGUUUUCCAGAUCCAAUAACUUGCAACGCAUACUUUCUAUGCUUUGAUGAAACGGCGAUCCCGAUGACCUGUAACGAGAAUCUAAUAUUCGACAUUUUCUUGCUGAAAUGCAAUUUUCCUGAAUUAUCCGUUUGUCUGCCAAACCUACUCUCAACUACAACUGCGGAGGUGACAUCGGAAGUGAUAGAAGUGACCACACUAUCGCCUACAACAACCAGCACAACCACAAUCGUGCCAACAACGACGAUUAUCCCAACGGCAUCAUCUACAGCUACCACAAGUGCAAUCAUCACAACUCAGUCAACAGAGAUUCCGAGACCUAAUGAAGAGCCCACCUGUCCCGAUCGAGGACUGCAUUUUUAUCCGCACAUGAGUGACUGCCACCGAUACUAUAAAUGUUUCUACGGAAGACUCUACGUGAUGUCUUGCCUGUUCUCGCUGGUCUGGAAUCAAAAUAUUUUGUUCUGUGACUUCAGAUGGAAUGUUGCUUGCAGUGGUGCUUAG
This is a messenger RNA of Armigeres subalbatus, 606 nucleotides long. RefSeq names its product endochitinase-like. Bases 1 to 606 code for a protein of 201 amino acids. Gene Ontology annotation, cellular component: extracellular region. The transcript is spliced from 2 exons. The record is from RefSeq and is a predicted model, not a curated record. NCBI's taxonomy places the organism in Eukaryota, Metazoa, Arthropoda, Insecta, Diptera, Culicidae. Gene Ontology annotation, molecular function: chitin binding.